Molecule: messenger RNA, 1401 nt
Organism: Rhizoctonia solani
Lineage: Eukaryota; Fungi; Basidiomycota; Agaricomycetes; Cantharellales; Ceratobasidiaceae
Exons: 3
Coding region: 1-1401 (466 amino acids)
Source: RefSeq, a predicted model, not a curated record
AUGUACUACUAUCAUGGAACCACACGUUCAUUCGAGCAAGCUCCGCCUCAAGCUCCUGCUUUUAACCCCUCUCAUGGUGUUCACCCGUAUGGGUCCGACGUAGACCAGAGUGUCACAUUCACAUCGCCCUCGUAUACGGUGUCUCCCGCGUCUGUUGCGGUUCUUGCGAAUCACCCCGUUCAAGCUAGUUGGAGUACGCCGAUGCAGCAGUACUCGGGCAUGGAUUACAAUGGAUUAACAGCUGAACUGCUCUCUGCACAUCCAACUACCAACGAAGGGAGUAACCAGGCUCCGUAUGCGAUAUCAAACGAGCUGCCUGGUCAAAACCCCCAGGAAAAGCCGGUUCAUCUUCAGAGAGAUCAGAACUCUAACAGCUGGGAACAUUUCUCACCCUUGUCCUACGGAGUCGGCAAUGAACAAUGGUUGGCCAUGAACCAACAUCCUUUGGUUCAACCGGAGUCGUACGCUCAACCGUCCGCUACCGGUGAAUCCUUUCAAGCUCCCGGGGCAACCUAUAGCUUGCCUGAUGUUAAUCGCCAAGCCCUUGUAGCAGACGAAUCAGCAAACCACACUAUAAUAAAUCGGGAUCGGCCUCAUCCGCAAGCGUUAAUCAAUGUCCCCUUCCCCCCCGGCAUGAUACCACACCAAAUGCUUCCCGGCCAGUCCAAAGGCAGACGCCGCCGCCGCCGCCACGCGCAUAUAAAAAAACCAUACUCGCAUCAUACAGGGUAUAAAGCCGGAUUAAACUCUACCCAUCCUGAGUUCACAGGCAUAUUGAACGACAAGGAGUCUGAUGGUACAAGAAUUUCAGCUUCAACCAAUGACGACGCAAAUUCUCCUGACAUACAUCGUCCCGAUCCGGACAAAGGCAUAGGCCAACCUCAAUUUAUUUGGUCGGAGACCAGUCAAGAAAAAUUCAAACUUGACUGCGAAAGCGCCGGAGGCGAUUAUGAUCAGGCGCUUGACCGCAUGGCAUUCGGGUGCAAGUACUUCAGCCCCAAGUUGGGUCGCGGGUGCUGGUCAACAGACUCAAUCCAAGACCUGAGUUGGUUACUCAAUAUCACACAAGGAGAACAUGACGGCAAAGGUUUUUUCCCUAGAGAUGAUGCAGAGUGGUUUCGCCACUUGGCCAUGCACCGUUAUAACGAAUGGGUCGAAUCCGGGUAUAACUGGAGCUCUAUGGGGAACAAGGCCUCCGAGUGGAAUGAAGCAAAGAUUGACCAUCAGAUAAUAAAGGAUAUUAUGGAGCCAACAAGUCAAAAGCGCUAUCCUAGUGAGGAAAGUAAUUGGCCGAGCGUGGAGGUGAUGAUGGAAUGGCUGAAGGCUAGCAAGGCACCCAACAAGUACUCUCAAUAUCUAGCAUAUCAGCAUGAGACUCAAGCUUACCGGGAAUUUGUUUAG